UGAUCCAUUCAAAAUCCAUCUAAAUGCUAUUGUUGCCAUAUCACAAGCUUCCUCUUUCUGUAAUAAAUAAACUUUAAUACAUCCCACUUUCUAGUCUUUGCUUUGCUUUGCUUUGUUGGGUGUGUUUCGUUUAUUUGUUCUAGUUAUUUUAGACUGAGUUUUCUUUUUGCGUUUCAAGAGCUAAGGUUUUUUUUUUUUUUGGAUGAGAAUGUAAAUGGGUUCCUUAGAAAAUGGGAUCUCGUUGAAGAGAGCCGGUAGUAGGAACGAAAGGAACCCGUUUUCGAGCCGACCCAGAUCGAGAUUUUCUCGGCUUUUGCUCUUCAAGAAGCUAGAUUAUCUCCAAUGGAUUUGCACCGUUGCUGUUUUCCUCUUCUUUGUUGUGUUUUUCCAAAUGUUUUUGCCCGGUUCAGUAAUGGACAAAUCUCAAGGUUCCUUCUUGGAUGAUAAAGAUUCGGUAUUUGGAGAAUUGAGUUAUUUGAAAGAGAUGGGUGGGCUAGAUUUUGGUGAAGAUAUCAGAUUGGAACCGUGCAAGCUAUUAGAGAAGUUUCAGAGAGAAAAUAAACUAGUCAAUUUGGAUUCUUCAUCUGGUUUCAACCGGAGUCAACACCGUUUCCAUUAUAGAAAACCUCAGCUUGCAUUGGUGUUUGCUGAUCUAUUGGCUCACCCACAACAAUUGCUAAUGGUGACCAUUGCAACCGCAUUGAAAGAGAUUGGGUAUGAACUUCAGGUAUACUCCCUUGAAGAUGGUCUUGCACGCAAUGCUUGGCAAAGCAUCGGAGUUCCGGUCACCAUUCUUAAAGUCGAACAGAAUGAGAUUGCUGUUGAUUGGCUGAACUAUGACGGCAUACUCGUUAGCUCUCUUGAGGCCAAGAGUGUCUUUUCUAGUUUUAUUCAGGAACCUUUCAAAUCUAUUCCACUUAUAUGGACAAUCCAUGAACGAGUGCUUGCCAUACGUUCUAGAGAAUACACUUCAAGUGGACAGACUGAGCUUGUGAAUGAUUGGAAAAAAGUUUUCAGUCGUGCUACUGUUGUUGUCUUCCCUAACUAUGCACUUCCGAUGAUCUAUUCGACAUUUGAUUCUGGAAACUAUUAUGUCAUUCCUGGUUCUCCAGCUGUGGUAUGGAAAGGAGAGAAUGCAAUGGAUUUGUUAAAAGAUAGUCAGCGUAUAAAGAUGGGUUAUGGACCUGAUGAAGUACUCAUUGCAAUUGUUGGAAGUCAAUUCAUGUACAAGGGCUUGUGGUUGGAGCAUGCCCUUAUUUUGCAGGCUUUAUUACCCCUCUUUGCUGACAAUAAUUCAAAUUCCCACCCGAAAAUCAUUAUUUUAAGCAGUGAUUCAACAAGCAACUACAGCAUGGCUGUUGAGAGAAUUGCUCUCAACUUGAGGUAUCCUAGUGGUGUGGUGAAGCAUGUGGCUGUUGAGGAAGAAGUCGACAACGUUCUGAGCAUGACUGACAUUGUGAUAUAUGGCUCAUUUCUUGAUGAGCCAUCAUUCCCGGAAGUUUUGACGAAAGCCAUGUCCCUUGGGAAACCAAUCAUAGCACCAGAACUCUCCAAUAUCAGGAAAUAUGUUGAUGACAGGGUAAACGGCUAUAUUUUUCCCAAGGAGAAUAUUAAAGUUUUGACCCAAAUCAUUUUGCAAGUGAUAUCAAAUGGAAAAUUGUCUCCAUUGGCACGCAAUAUUGCUUCGAUCGGGAGAGAAACUGUUAAAAACUUGAUGGUUCAGGAAACUGUUGAAGGAUAUGCCUUUCUACUGGAAAAUGUUCUCAAGCUUCCAUCAGAAGUUGCACCUCAUAAGGCUGUUGCUGAACUUCCUUCAAAGUUAAAAGAAGAAUGGCGAUGGAACCUGUUUGGGUAUUUUCUAAAUUUUACUCUCGAAGACAGGAGUGCCAAUUUUUUGAACAAGUUAGAGGAGCAAUGGAACCAUUCUCGAAGGGAGAAGUUUGGUUCAUUAAUUGCUGUGGAUGAUUCAUUUUCAUAUGAAAUUUGGGAGGAAGAAAAAAGGACGCAUAUUCUCGAUACUAAAAGGAGACGAGAGGAGCAAGAGUUGAAAGAUAGAACUGAUCAACCUCGUGGAACCUGGGAGGACGUAUAUCGAAAUGCCAAGAAGGCGGACCGUAUGAGAAAUGACUUGCACGAAAGGGAUGAAAGGGAACUCGAAAGGAUUGGUCAACCAUUGUGUAUUUAUGAACCUUAUUUUGGUGAAGGAACAUGGCCUUUCCUGCACCAAAAUUCUCUUUACCGUGGAAUUGGAUUGUCCACCAAAGGUCGAAGACCUGGUAUGGAUGAUGUUGAUGGACCGUCUCGUCUGCAACUUCUUAACAACCCAUACUACCGAGACACUCUUGGUGAAUAUGGGGCCUUCUUUGCUAUUGCUAACCGGAUUGACCGUCUACACAGGAAUGCCUGGAUAGGGUUUCAGUCAUGGCGAGCAACAGCUCGGAAGGCAUCCUUGUCCGGAAUUGCUGAAACUUCAUUGUUAGACGCCAUUGAAAAGCGAAAGUAUGGUGACGCAGUAUACUUUUGGGUUCGGAUGGACACUGAUCCAAGAAACAACAUGCAGAGGGACUUUUGGUCAUUUUGUGACGCUAUAAAUGCUGGAAAGUGCAAGCUUGCAUUCUCUGAGACUCUUAAAAGGAUGUAUGGCUUAGGGCAGGAUUUCAACUCUUUGCCACCCAUGCCUGAAGGAGAAGGCACAUGGUCUGUCAUGCAGAGUUGGGCCUUGCCAACAAAGUCCUUCCUAGAGUUCGUUAUGUUCUCAAGGAUGUUUGUGGAUGCAUUAGAUGCACAAAUGUAUGAUGAGCACUAUCAAAGUGGUCACUGUUAUCUGAGUUUCUCGAAGGACAAGCAUUGCUACUCACGGGUGCUUGAGCUGCUUAUAAAUGUUUGGGCAUAUCACAGUGCACGUCGGAUUGUAUACGUGAAUCCUGAAACCGGUGCGAUGCAAGAAUACCACAAGUUCAAGGAUCGGAGGGGUAAAAUGUGGAUCAAAUGGUUUUCAUUCAACACUUUAAAGGUCAUGGAUGAGGAUUUAGCCGAGGAAGCAGAUUCUGACCACCCAAAAAGACGAUGGUUAUGGCCAUCAACAGGUGAGGUCGUCUGGCAAGGUGUUCUUGACAGAGAGAGAAAUCUCCGGAACCGGCAAAAAGAGACAAGGAAGCAGAAAAGCAAAGACAAACUGGAGAGGAUGAGGCAUAAACACCGUCAAAAAGCAUUAGGGAAGUAUGUGAAACCCCUUCCAGAAGAUAUUGAGAUCUCAAAUUCAACAACAGUAACAUCAGUUUAAUUUCAUGUCUGUUUUUUGCAUCUUUGGCAAUAGAACCUAGUUUGAUAAUUCUUUAAUUUUUGAUCUUCUUCUACCCUUUUCUUUUGCUUCUAUGCCUUGUUUAUGUCAGAAAGGAUGCAUCAUUUGUUUAAAUGUGAGUAUUUUUGUAUUUAGCUAACAGCAUCCUUCUGGUCAUUAAUAUUCUUGAAUGGCUCAAACUGUACACUAAGUUUUACCUUUCUCCUUA
Messenger RNA from Gossypium raimondii (Peruvian cotton), 3509 nucleotides. RefSeq lists its product as uncharacterized. The record is from RefSeq and is a predicted model, not a curated record. Gene Ontology annotation, molecular function: glycosyltransferase activity. The coding region runs from base 215 to 3283 and encodes 1022 amino acids. The transcript is spliced from 14 exons. NCBI's taxonomy places the organism in Eukaryota, Viridiplantae, Streptophyta, Magnoliopsida, Malvales, Malvaceae.